Molecule: messenger RNA, 2045 nt
Organism: Bactrocera oleae (olive fruit fly)
Lineage: Eukaryota; Metazoa; Arthropoda; Insecta; Diptera; Tephritidae
Product: zinc carboxypeptidase A 1-like
Biological process (GO): proteolysis
Molecular function (GO): metallocarboxypeptidase activity; zinc ion binding
Source: RefSeq, a predicted model, not a curated record
UCUAAAUUUUAACAUUUUACGAUUAUAAACAUCCCUAACAUAUGUACAUAUCUUAAUAUGUAUAAGUGUAAGCUUUUAAUCACUAUUGGCACCAAAGUUGUUUACUCAAAAUAUCUAUGACUCUACAUCAACUCAUUGCUCUAAUUGUCCACCACAACCAGCAACUUUCUUGCUUUAUCAUACUACCGUUAUAUGCUAGCAAAUGCCCCGUGGUGCUAUAGUCGAUAAAACCUAUAAAAUAGCUGACGCUGCAGGUGCGAACGUUCAUUUGUUUUCAACGCACACAACAUGUGGCAACAACUGGGACUGAUAGCAUUGCUCGGCUUGGCAGCCGUUGAUAACUUCGCGACUGCAGAGCGCGUACGCUACGACAACUAUCACGUCUAUCAACUGCAGCCGAAGACUCCCGCACAAUUAGCCGUCGUUACAGAGCUCGACGGCACGAGUGACGCAUUUAUUUUUCUAGACGCGGUACACUGGGUAAAUACAAGAAUUAAUGUGCUUGUGGCGCCGCAAGGUAUAGCUGAUAUUUUGGGUGUACUACAAAGUGCCGAUGUACCGCAUCAACUGAUCGAGGAGAACGCACAGACGAGCUUAGAUUUGGAGAAGGAGCUUGUGGCAGAUCCCAAUCGGCGUAGCGGUGAUUAUACUUGGCGUGAAUACCAUGAGUUGGACGACACUUAUGCCUGGUUGCGUACGCUAACAGAAAAGUAUCCCGAGCAAGUGAGUCUAUUCGUAGCCGGCAAGUCGUACGAGGGACGUGAAAUAUUAGGCGUAAAGAUAUCCUAUAGUAGCAGUCGCGCUGAUGAAGCAGCUCGCGCAACGAAACCCGGCAUUUUCAUCGAAGGCGGCAUGCAUGCACGCGAAUGGAUCAGUCCGGCUACUACAACCUACAUUAUUAAUCAAUUGCUGACGAGCACCAACGCUGAUGUGCGUAAAGUGGCCGAAAGCUACGCAUGGUAUCUGGUGCCGCAUAGCAAUCCAGAUGGUUAUGUGUAUACGCAUACCACCAAUCGGUUGUGGCGUAAAACACGAACACCAUAUAACAACUGUUUCGGCGCAGAUCCAAAUCGUAAUUGGGAUUUUCAUUGGAAUGAGGUUGGCUCCAGUAACAAUCCCUGUUCGGAGACUUAUGCUGGUCCCAAGGCAUUCUCAGAGAUUGAAACACGUACUCUAGCCGACUACAUUAGCACGCUGAAGGGACAAUUACUGUUGUACUUAUCAUUUCAUUCGUAUUCACAACUUUUACUUUUCCCUUAUGGACAUACGGGUGAGCUGCCACCAAACUAUAAGGAUUUGAAGCGUGUUUUCGAUGUGGCUGUUUCCGCGGUUUCGAAACGAUAUGGCAGUAUAUAUACUGGCGGUAAUGUUUAUGACGCCAUCUAUCCAGCUGCAGGUGCCAGCUUAGAUUGGGCUUAUGGCAAAAUGAAAGUACCCUACUCAUAUUGCUUUGAACUGCGUCCUUCGGGUUCUGCACUCUGGUCGGGUUUCCGUCUACCAGCUGAUCAAAUUAUACCUACUGGUGAGGAGAUAAUGGAUUCUAUGUUAGCGAUGAUUAAGGAGAUUGGUUCUUCGGCCAGAAUUUAGAGUUGAUAUUUUGUGAAAUGAAUAUUUAAAGCUUUCUUAUAUUUUAACAAUUGGGGUAUUCAGAAUGAACAUGUUAAUCUGGUAACUCGUUAGUUAAUACUUAGUUAAAACUCUUAACUGUAAGCAUACUUUUUGCUCUAUCUCAGUAGUCUGGUAUGUUUGUUUCCAAAACCGUUUAUAAAAUUUUAUUAAAUACUUACUUUUGAAAAAUUUGUCUAAAAUUAUUUUGUAGCAAGAAGAAAAUGUAUUUUCUCGCAAUGAAUCAAAUGAAGUUUUUAGCCAACGACGCAAAACAAACAGCUUAUGUGAUGUUACUAAGUAACGAAAAAAUUAUCAAGCUUGCUAUCCUGGUAGAACGAUAUACCGAAUAACGACUAACGAAUUAACAAAGCAAAAGCAAAAAGUAUUCGGACCAAUACCCUUAAUAUUUUGUGAAUAAAAGUAAAAAUAAAAUAAAA